AAAUAUUUAGAACAUAUUCCUCAGAUAAUGAUCGAACGUACCUUAGAAAUGAAAAUGGCAGCUGACGCUUCGGAAAAUGUGGAAAAGGAAGAGCCCGUAGGGUUUUGUUGCGAAGAAUUUAAAGAAUUUGAUGAGGUGAAAGGAUUGAUAAGCAGCCUUCCUAAUAUUUACAAUGAUCAAAUUGCUGUGGAAACAGCUGUCGAACGGUUUACAGUUAUAAUAGACAUGUAUCAAGAGCAACCUCAUCUUAUUGACCCACAUCUUGAGGACUUGAUGAACAAACUGUUAACAAUAGGAAGGAAUGUCAACUCCCCUCAACCAUUGCAACAUCUUGCAUUUAAAUUCCUUUAUCUUAUAACAAAGUUACGAGGAGCCAAGAUAGUAGUAAGAUUAUUUCCUCAUGAAGUGGUUGAUGUAGAACCAGUCCUGGCUCUAAUUUCUCAACAAGAUCCUAAAGACUUUGAGGCCUGGGAGACACGCUAUAUCUUGUUGCUAUGGUUAUCUAUGGCCUGUAUGAUACCAUUCGAUCUAUCCAGACUUGAUAGUAAUGUUAUAGAAGAAUCUGGGGACCAUAAACUACCCGUCAUGGAUAAAAUAUAUAAUGUUGCUAAGCAAUACCUGAUGGUGGCAGAUAAAACACGUGAUGCUGCAGCCUAUCUUAUGUCACGAUUUAUGACACGUCCUGAUGUGAAGAAGAAAAAACUACCAGAAUUCCUUGAUUGGUCAAUGAAAUACCUGGAUACAGCCGAUUAUUCAACAAUGAUUGGAACAGUAAGUUUAACUGGUGUACUGGCAACUCUAGGACAGAUGUUCAAGCAUGGCAAGAGGGAAGACCUUUUACAAUAUGCUCCAACAGUUCUAGAGAAAGUUCACAAUUUGAACCUGAGUGACAGUAGUAACUCAAUUCUGAGGAAAUAUGGUGUCAAGGUCAUACAAAGAUUAGGGCUUACAUUCCUGAAGAGUAGAGUAGCGAAAUGGAGAUACCAGAGGGGGAGCAGAUCAUUGGCUGACAAUUUACAACAGAAUAAAGAUUCGGACUCCCAGAGAAUAGCAAUGACUAAAACUACGUCAACUACUGAUGAAGAGGAAGAAGAAUAUGACAUUCCUGAUGACAUUGAAGAAGUUAUCGAACAACUAUUAACCUGUUUGAAAGAUAAAGACACGAUUGUGAGAUGGUCAGCAGCCAAAGGCAUGAUAGACUUACCAGCCAAUGGGGCAUGGCAUGGAGGAUGUUUAGCCCUGGCAGAACUUGGUAGAAGAGGUUUGUUGUUGCCUCAGAGACUACCAGAUGUGGUUCCAGUAGUGUUAAAAGCUCUUGCUUAUGAUGAAAGGCGGGGAAGUUUUUCUGUAGGCGCUCAUGUCCGAGACGCUUCUUGCUAUGUAUGUUGGGCGUUUGCUAGAGCCUACGAACCUCAAGAUAUUGCACCAUACGUUAAUAGAAUUGCAAGCGCGCUUGUCAUAGCAUCCAUAUUUGAUAGAGAAGUGAAUGUUAGACGUGCUGCCGCUGCAGCUUUCCAGGAAAAUGUUGGUAGACAGGGAACCUUCCCACAUGGUAUAGAUAUACUAACCCAUGCUGACUACUUUGCUGUUGGGAACCGCACACAUUGUUUUCUUGAACUGAGCGUAUAUGUGGCCCAGUUUCCUGAAUACACAGAUGCCUUGAUAGAUCAUUUAGCUGAAGUUAAAGUUCAUCAUUGGGAUAGUGUAAUUAGAGAAUUGGCUGCCAAAGCUCUUCAUAACCUGACCGAGAAAUCACCACAACAUGUGAAACAAUCAGUGCUAUCAAAAAAGGGUUUCCACAACCACGGGGAAAGGAUCCCUUUAGUCAAAAACAUGGAAAUAAUGCUUAUCUUUGGCGAAAAAUUGGGGAGUAUAACAGACAUAUUGCCAGCAGAUGUGAUAGAGAACAUAAAGAACAUUUCCAUUAUAUUACAUGAUAAGAAGUUAUUCCGAGGAAUGAGUGGGGAGUUGAUGAGAACAGCCGUGUGUUGUCUAAUAGAGAGAGUUUCCUUGUCGAAAUUUCCAUGUCAUACAGAUCCAGUCAUAGAUAUAUGGCAGGACAUACUAGAUGACUGUUUGAAUCACACGGAGCACGAGAUACAGAUGGCUGCUGUUAAUGCUAUACCUGCCUUCUUUACGGAAUAUUAUAGAGAUUCUAAUGGUGUUGCUGAUCCUAAAAGACAAGAAAUGGUGAUAGAAAGAUAUCUACGACAGCUGAGGGCCUCUCUAGAAAUAUCAAGGCAAGGUCAUUCUCUAGCACUUGGUGCUCUUCCAAAAUUCAUGUUGAUAGGAAAAUUACGACCAGUGUUAGGCGGACUUAUACAAGCCACACAGAUUACUGAAAAAGAAGAAAAGUGGGCGGAGGGAAGGCGUGAUGCUCUUAAGGCCAUAACAUGUGUAUGUAAUACAGUAGGUGUGGACAAAAAUGGUGAUCUGAAUAAGACCUUGUGUUCAGCCAAUAUAGGUCAAGUGUACGAAGCAUUCCUUUGUGCUUUAAAAGAUUACACGUUGGACAGCCGAGGUGAUGUUGGUGCAUGGGUGAGAGAAGCUAGUAUGAGUGGAUUGCUGGAGAUCACUGCCCUCACUGUCAGCAGUCAACCUGACCUUUUACAACCUACUGUGUGUAAACAUAUGAUGACAUCACUAGUACAACAAGCCUGUGAGAAGAUAGAUAGAACACGAGCUCAUGCCGGCAACAUAUUCUCUUCCCUUCUCUAUCAUAGUCCUCCAGUACCAAAUAUACCAGAGAGAGAGGAACUUCAGAAUAUUUUCCCAAAAGAAGAAAUUCCAAGUAUAAACUGGGCUGCCCCAGGCGACACAUUUCCAAGAUUUACCAAACUGUUAAAGUGUCACGCGUACACCUAUAGUGUUUUGCUUGGCCUUACUGUCAGUGUGGGAGGACUGACAGAGUCUCUGGUUAAACAUUCAAAUGCAUCCUUACAAUCUUACCUCAGGAGUUUAAGUAAAGAUAUCAAAGAAUUAACAAGGAUUACAUCUACUCUAACACAAAUUUUUAAGGACUACCAAAAAGUGGACAGGGUUUCACUACCAAUGGUGAAGAUGUUGGACCAAUUGCUGUCGACAGGUUGUUUUGAUCCUUUUAUAGAACAAGAAAGCUAUUCAUUUCCACUAGAAGUAUAUCAGUUGGUGAAGACAGAAAUCCUGAAAUGUGGAGAACCCCAGAAACUGCUCGCAAGUGCUGAUGUAUACUGUGGUUUGCUGCAAUUCCCUGGUGAAGUCAGGAAGAAAAGUCUCACUUCUCUUUGUAUUUUCCUUUGUCACAGAUUCCCUAGAAUUCGUAAAACAACUGCAAACAAAUUUUAUGAAGUUCUUGUCACUUAUGAUGAUAUUGCACCAAUUGAAAAUCUAGAAGAAAUCAUGACAAUUCUUAGUGAAACUAUCUGGGAUGAUGAAGUAGAAAAAAUCAAACCAUUAAGAAAUCGUAUUUGUAAUCUACUAGAUGUACCUGAACCUGUUCCAUUAAAAAAGAAAAAUGCUGAAUGACCCGUUCUUAGUGGAUGGAUACACAUGGACUAUAAGACUUAAUUGUUGAUAAUUUAGAAAAUCAUCGACAACAAUUUUAAAUGUAUAAGUUACUAGUAUUAGACAAAUCAUUUUAUAAGAAUAGAAAUCUUAAAUCUGCUACGACUUUCCUUGGUUGGUCCUUAAAUAAGUUUCUGAAAUAAUGAAAUGGUUUUAAUCUAUGCAUAAAAUUUCUAAAAAUCAAGUUUUUCAGUUGUUGACAGCUGAUUACAUCUUGUGUAUCUGAAGAUGUAAUUAUUAGUCAAUUGUUCCUGGAUUUAUAUAAGUCAAAUGUUAAUGUGAAUUAUCCAGAUUGAAAACUGAAAUUCUUGUUUAUAUUGUUUGAUUCUCCUUUAGGUGGAAGGUGGAAUAUCACUGUAAUUAUACACAUUUUGUUGACAUUUGAUAGCAAAUAAAAGUGACAUUUAAUUGCAAGUAAAAGUGAAAAUUGAUGACAAAUAAGUGUACCAUUUAUGCAAACAAUGAGUUGUUAAAAUGACCAGUUUAAAGGUGUAAUCUUCAUUUUCUGUUAAUAUACUACUGAUGGAACUGGAUUACAUUUGAUUUAUAUUCCAUAUUAUAUGCUUAAAUUGUAAAGAAGGUGAAAGUUUAGCUGGAUUGUAAGUACAGGAUUAAAGAUAUUUUGUAAUUUACAGUAAUUACAUUCUAGUAUGUGACUGAUGAAUGUCUAUAAACUUAAAAGAGUUAGACCACCUGGAUGAGUUUUGACUUGGGACACUUUUGCAUUUACUAUUUUGUCAUAUGACCAUUUCUUUUGAUGACAAAUACAUGCUCGUAUAAGCAAUUUCACCUAUAUAUCUGUUAUAACGAUUCAUUUGGAGAACAUAUUUUUGUGGAAAAAUGGUUUGCACCAGUUUAAACCCAGGAACAAUUUUAAGGUUACUACCUAUAGUUAUAUGGUUAAAAUGUUGUUAAAACUUAAGUUAAACUUAGCAUGUAUAAGAUGAAUACUGCUUGAGUUGAAAAGGAAAAUUAGGAAUAUUUUAAUUUUAUAGUUAUCUUUAUUUAGAGUUUAAGAAUGGGCAAAAAUAUUCACAGGCCACGAGUAGGCUUUAUGCUUCUCAAUGUUAGGAUAAUCUGUUGAUGAAAUCAAACAGGAUAAAUCCAGAACUUACAGACAAUCAUACAUGUAUAAUUGGGAAGGAUGGAAGAUAAUUAACCACACCUUUUAUCAGUUCCUGAUAAAAAAAGUUGCUAGUUUUGAAUUCUAAAUAUUUUAUCUUUAUAGUAUUACUUCCAUGUUAAUAAUACUUGCCCUAGCUGUGAUAGAACAAUUUUUACUUUAUUCUGUGCUUAAUUGCUUAUUAUUAGUGAACAUUCUCUUGUGAUUAAAAAUGAUUUUUAGUCUA
Ruditapes philippinarum (Manila clam) is the source of this 4892-nucleotide messenger RNA. Its product is annotated as tubulin-specific chaperone D-like. Gene Ontology annotation, molecular function: GTPase activator activity; beta-tubulin binding. The record is from RefSeq and is a predicted model, not a curated record. Gene Ontology annotation, cellular component: lateral plasma membrane. Lineage: Eukaryota; Metazoa; Mollusca; Bivalvia; Venerida; Veneridae. Gene Ontology annotation, biological process: post-chaperonin tubulin folding pathway; adherens junction assembly; tubulin complex assembly.